Messenger RNA from Triticum dicoccoides, 941 nucleotides. RefSeq lists its product as uncharacterized. NCBI's taxonomy places the organism in Eukaryota, Viridiplantae, Streptophyta, Magnoliopsida, Poales, Poaceae. The record is from RefSeq and is a predicted model, not a curated record. The transcript is spliced from 2 exons. The coding region runs from base 114 to 602 and encodes 162 amino acids.
UAGCCGGCCCGUGCCUCGCUGCCUUGACCCGUGACCGUGAGAGAUAGCUAGCUAGCUCCAUCAGGAAAGCACCGCCCGCGCGAGGAGAGGAAGAGGAAGAGCGACAAGCAUCAAUGGCUGGUGGCGAUCAACCUGCGCUGAGGCAGGUGCUCAUGGUGGCCAAGGCUUGCUUCAUCUUCGGCUUGUUGGCGGCCGUGAUCGGGCUCGUUGCCGCCACCAGCAACCCGGGAGACUUCCAGUUCCACGCCCAGUCGCAGAUCGGGCACGCGGCCGCGGCCACGGAGGCGGAGGCGCUACGCCUGCGCACGAAGGCGCUCACCCUGGUGCUCCUCAGAGUGGCUCAGGCGAUGACCGCCGCGGCGGCUGUCGUGGCCCUGGCGGGGGGCUCCCUCACAUUUCUGGGCCGUUGCAUCGUCGCCAGCGGGCUCAUCGUCGCCGCCACCAAUACCUACCUUCUCUGCAGAGUCGUCUACAUGCUGGCAGUCGUCGCCGGCGGGCCAAGCGCCGGCGGGCAGGUCCUCGACGUCUGGACCCAUAUCUCCAUCGCCGCCUCCUUCUUCUCCUUCUUCUGCGCCAGCCUCACUGCCAUCCUCUGCGCCUAACCUCGCCGGUCGUCACCUUUAGCGUAAAUAAGCUAAGAUAAGCUAGGAGCCACCUCUGGCCUAGCUUAAGUUUGCCAGCUCGCAGCAUCUAUCUUGUUCAUGGCUCGCAGCAUCUGGCCUACUUGCCUAGUGAUUAUAAUUGGCAUAAUUACUAGUACUAGUAUUAUUAGUGAGCAAGACCCAUUCUCAAAAUAAUAAUAACAUAAGAAAAAGAAAAACGAAAGGUGAGCAAGACACAUAUAUCCUGUAGUAGUACUCCAUCCGUUUUCUAAAUAUAAGUCUUUUUAAAGAUUUCAAUAAGAAUUAUAUGUACCGUCGAUCUUUGGCGGUGCCCAACUU